This is a messenger RNA of Peromyscus californicus insignis, 3946 nucleotides long. It is a transcript of the gene Zfp1, whose product is annotated as ZFP1 zinc finger protein. NCBI's taxonomy places the organism in Eukaryota, Metazoa, Chordata, Mammalia, Rodentia, Cricetidae. Gene Ontology annotation, biological process: regulation of transcription by RNA polymerase II. The record is from RefSeq and is a predicted model, not a curated record. Bases 215 to 1426 code for a protein of 403 amino acids. Gene Ontology annotation, molecular function: DNA-binding transcription factor activity; RNA polymerase II cis-regulatory region sequence-specific DNA binding. The transcript has 4 exons.
CGCGUCACUGCUCCGAGGACUCUGGGUACGGCCGCCCGCUCUACAGUCUGCGCGCUUGCGCGAACGCACCGGCGGUCGCCCUUCCCCCACCUGCAGUCGCGAGUGGGUGACAGGGCCCCCUUCUCCACGCGCUUCGUGACCCGGAACCCUGAGUGGAGGCUAAACCUCUCCAGGUGUGCCUUUGUGCUUUGUGCCUUUACCCCAACCACAGAAAAUGAUGAGGUCCCAGGGGUCGGUUUCAUUCACUGAUGUCACUGUGGACUUCACCCAGGAGGAGUGGGAACAGCUGGACCCUUCUCAGAGGAUUCUCUACAUGGAUGUGAUGCUGGAGAACUACAGCAACUUACUUUCAGUGGAAGUGUGGAAGGCCGAUGACCAGGUGGAGAAGGACCCCAGAGACCCAGGUGAGCAGGAGAGGCCACUUAUGACUCUCAAGAACCAACCACCAAUUGAAGAAAGAGGCAGUCUUUUUGAAAAGACUUUAAAUCUGAACACAGACUUUGUUUCGUUAACACAAGUUCCCUAUAAAUAUGAUUUAUAUGAAAAAACUUUGAAACAUAAUUCAGACUUACUUGGUAAUAGAAGCUGUAUAAGAAGGAAGAGUGAGGAGUGCAAUGGAUUUGGGAACCCACUUCUGUAUCUGAAGCAGGAGAAGCCCCAUGCUGGAGUAGAGUACUCAGAAUACAAUGGGAAUGGAAAGUCUCUCAGCCAUAAAGAAGUCAUCUUUAAACACCAGAAAAUUAAGAACUUAGUUCAGCCUUUUGUCUGUAAUUACUGUGACAAGGCCUUCUCCUUCAAGUCGCUCCUCAUUAGCCAUAAGAGGAUACACACAGGAGAAAAACCCUAUGAAUGUAAUGUGUGUAAGAAAACCUUCUCCCAUAAGGCAAACCUCAUCAAACAUCAGAGAAUUCAUACUGGAGAGAAGCCCUUUGAAUGUCCUGAGUGUGGAAAAGCGUUUACCCACCAGUCAAACCUUAUUGUGCACCAGAGAGCACAUAUGGAGAAGAAGCCGUAUGAAUGCAAUGAAUGUGGAAAGACGUUUGCUCAGAAGUUUGAACUCACUACACACCAGAGAAUCCACACAGGAGAGCGACCCUAUGAGUGUAAUGAAUGUGCAAAAACCUUCUUUAAGAAAUCAAACCUCAUUAUACAUCAGAAAAUUCACACAGGGGAAAAACGCUAUGAGUGCAGUGAAUGCGGAAAAUCAUUUAUCCAGAACUCACAACUCAUCAUCCAUAUGAGAACUCAUACUGGGGAAAAACCCUAUGAAUGUACUGAAUGUGGCAAAACUUUCAGCCAGAGAUCAACUCUUAGAUUACAUUUGAGAAUCCACACAGGAGAGAAACCCUAUGAGUGUGCUGAAUGUGGAAAAGCCUUCAGCAGAAAGUCUCGACUCAGUGUCCAUCAGAGAGUUCACACAGGAUAGGUCCUGAGGCUACAAUCAGACUGUACCGUGGAAAAGGGUCAAACCAGAAUUCUUCCAAUGAAGGAGAAGCCUUCAUGAAGAUACCGAAGGAGCUUGGGAAAUUGUUUUGAGAUGCAAGCUAACUAAAAACUUAAGAAAAAAGGAUAGCAUAAGAAUAUCAUACUGAAAGUUAGUAUCCAUAUGUGUGUAUUUCAGUACCUAUAUCUCCAGAUCCAGUUGUAAAUAGACAUACACAGCUAUAUUUCCAUGAGCUUUUUUGACUUUUUGUGCUGCUGGGAUUCAAACCUAGGAUCUUGCUUGUGCUAGGCAAGUUUUUUUUACCACUGAUCUACAUCCCCAGUCCACAGUGACCUUUUUAAAAUCUUGAAUGAAUUGAAUAUUCUAGGAGGAACAAUUAAGCUUAUAUAGACAGUACCUUAGACCUUUGUAUUUAAGGAUAUGCCACAAAACAAAUUGUUUUAAAUCUGUUUAAGUUAAUAGCUACUGGGAAUUUGAAGUGCUCAUCUAUGAAAUUGCAUCACAGCACACAAGGUUUCCCAUACUCAGCAUCACACAUGUGUCUCAGCACCUUUCCAACCCAGUGUGCAUCCAGAGGGGAAUGUGAUGGACCCUAAAGUAGUGUGUGCCUGUCUCCCUCGACAGCCGCUCACGUAAGUCCGUGUGGCCAUUGUCCGUGAGCUGCCUGGUCACUAAAGAAAAAGCAGUACUGUUGGUUCUAACCUGCUCCUGGGUUUGAAGUCUUUCUAAAGCGUUAUUUAUAUAAAUAUGCAAAGGUCUGAGAUGAUUGAGAUCUAAAGAGUGAGAGGCAGCUGUGAACUCUGACUUGGCAUCCAUUGCAGACUAGAGUUGUGCUGUGCAGGGAGUGUCCUCAUAUCAUGCUCUUGUUCUUUCUCCCUGAGACGUUUACACACAAGUGCAUGUCUAUUUCCAGAAUACUGGGUACCCUGGAAAACUAUUUUUGUAUCUCUUGUCUUCCUCUUAAUGCUUUAUGAAUUGUCCUACAAAAAAAAAUAUGGGUAGGGUUCCUGUGUAGCUCACAAAUGUUACAUUUCAGAGACUUUAAAGAAAAAAGAACUGUCCAAAGCUGUGUUUUGUUGCUUUUUAUAGUUCCCAUGUGCAUAAUCCACUUUAGAAGUUGUUUUUGCUGUGUCCUUUAAAGGAGGUAGUUCUGCUUUCUCUUCAUAUAACACUGCCCUUUGGAAUCUGGCUUAGCUUUAACUGUCACCUUGAGUUUUGGUGUUCACAGCACUUUAUAAGUAUCUUAUUUACUUGUCUAUUGCAAUGACAAAACACCAUGACCAAGGAAGCUUAGAAGAAAGCAUUUAGUUUGAGGCUCACAGUUCCAUAGUGUUAGAGUCCCAUCAUAAGAGGAGGAAGUGUGGCAGCAGGCAGGCAGGAUGGAGCAAUGCUUAGAGCUCACAUCUUGAGACACAAGCACAGGAGAGCACGCUAACUAGGAGUGCUGUGGGCUUUGGAGGUCCCCUCCAGUGACACGCUCAUCUUUACCAAAUAGUUCCACCAACUGGAGACCAAAUAGUCAAACCUAUGAACCUGUAGGGGCCAUUCUCAUUCAAACCACCACAGUAAGUGAGACUUCAGUGGUCUCCUUAGGUUGGCAGCUGACGUUUACAAAGUUAGGUUUUUGGGGUUUUUUUUGCCAGGUGUGCUAUAUGCCUUUAAUCCCAAAAUUCAGGAGGCAGAAGCAGGUAGAUCGGAGUUUGAGACCAGUCUGGUCUACAUAUUGAGACCCUGUCUGAAAACAAACUAUGUUUUUAUAUAACUGAAAGAUGAUCAUUUGAAGCUUGAUUUCAAAUCACAAGUUCAGCUUUUUCAUUAUGCAUUAGAAUUAUAAAUGGAAACCACAACUGGAUUUUUAUUUUCAAUAUUUUAUGUGUAUGGGUGUUUUGCCUGUAUGUAUUGUCUGUGCACCAUGUGCACGCAGUGCCUGUGGAGGCCUGAAGAGGGUGUUGGAUCCCCUGGAACUGGAGUUACAGACAGUUGUGAGCCACCCUAUGGGUACUGGGAAUUGAAACCUGGGUCCUCUGGAAGAGCAGCCAGUGCUCUUAACUGCUGAGCUAUCUCUCUAGCCCUUUGGAUUUUUAUUUUUUGAAGAUAGUUGAUUCUGUCUUUUGACAUUAAGAAAUACACACACACACAAUCUCUCUUCAUACCAGGAAAUUCAUUCCUGGCAAUCUGAAGGUUUAAAAAAAUCAUUUAAAAAUGAGUGAAUAAGCCAGGCAUGUUGGCACACUCCUUUAAUCCCAGCACUCAGGAGGCAGAGGCAGGUGGAUCUCUUGUGAGUUUGAGGUCAACCUGGUCUACAAAGAGUUCAGACAGCCAGGGCUGUUACACAGAGAAACCCUGUCUCAAGAGAAAAAUAAAUAAAUUACAGUAAAAAUAUGCUAUGGCUGAAUGAAUUUUUAUUGAAAAGUAUGUAGGAGCAAACUUCCAGAUCAGGUGAGAAACUGAGAAUAUGCCAGUUUGUUUCUGCUUUUUUCAAAUAAAGAUCUAGCAACCUUA